This is a messenger RNA of Thrips palmi, 681 nucleotides long. RefSeq lists its product as uncharacterized. Lineage: Eukaryota; Metazoa; Arthropoda; Insecta; Thysanoptera; Thripidae. The record is from RefSeq and is a predicted model, not a curated record. The transcript is spliced from 2 exons. The coding region runs from base 1 to 543 and encodes 180 amino acids.
AUGACGCCAGGAAGACCGUUGAGUAGCCCACCGCACCUCCUGCCUUCCGUCGAGAAUUUCAUCGAGACGUCCAUCGAGAAGACCAUCAAGAAGUCCAUCAAGAAGACCUUCGAGAAGUCCAUCGAGAAGUCCAUCAGGAAGCCCAUCGAGAAGUCCAUCGAGAAGUCCAUCGACAAGACCAUGGAGAACACCACAGCGGAUCUCGAUGACAAGAAGUCUAUCGAGAAUUUCAACGAUAGAUCUAUCGAUAAUUCCAUCAAGAAGUCCAUCAAGAAGACCUUCGAGAAGUCCAUCGAGAAACCUAUCGAGAAGUCCGUCGAGAAGCCCACCGACAAGACCAUGGAGAAGACCAGCGCGGAUCUCGAUGACAAGAAGUCCAUCGAUAAUUCUAUUGGGGCGUCCAUUGAGAAGUCCGUCACGAAGUUCAUCGAGAAGUCCAUCAAGAAGUCCAUCGACAAGCCCAUCGACGAGGCCACCGAGGGUUCGAUCGGCGAUAACGAUUCAACCGCGAUCUCCACUGCGGAGUGCAACAUCGAGAAGUAGCACCCGAUUGAAUAACCCGAGAAGACCAUUGACCCCGUCGAGGCAAGUAUCGAGGAGUUCACCGAGGCAUCGAUCAAGGAGUCGGCCGAGGUAUCGAUUGAGGAGUCCGUCGAGGAGGAGUCAAUCGAGGAGUCGAGC